Molecule: messenger RNA, 1430 nt
Organism: Microcebus murinus (gray mouse lemur)
Lineage: Eukaryota; Metazoa; Chordata; Mammalia; Primates; Cheirogaleidae
Source: RefSeq, a predicted model, not a curated record
GCCCUGCAGGGUCCCCAGCCCAGGAGAUGCUUCCUCCAGAGCUGCCCGUCGAUAGUGAUGGACCUACAAGUGACAGGGCCCUGCCUGUCUGUUCAGGAAUGGACUGACUACCGCCUGGCCUGGAACAGCUCUCGCUACGAGGGCGUGAACAUCCUGCGGAUCCCCGCAAGGCGCAUCUGGCUGCCUGACAUCGUGCUUUACAACAACGCCGACGGGACCUACGAGGUGUCCGUCUACACCAACGUGGUGGUGCGCUCCAACGGCAGCGUGCAGUGGCUGCCCCCUGCCAUCUACAAGAGUGCCUGCAAGAUCGAGGUGAAGCACUUUCCCUUCGACCAGCAGAACUGCACCCUCAAGUUCCGCUCCUGGACCUACGACCACACGGAGAUUGACAUGGUCCUUAUGUCACCCACGGCCAGCAUGGAUGACUUCACUCCUAGUGGUGAAUGGGAUAUCAUGGCCCUCCCUGGGAGAAGGACGGUGAACCCACAGGACCCCAGCUACGUGGACGUGACGUACGACUUCAUCAUCAAGCGCAAGCCGCUCUUCUACACCAUCAACCUCAUCGCCCCCUGCGUGCUCAUCACCUCGCUGGCCAUCCUUGUGUUCUACCUGCCGUCCGACUGCGGUGAGAAGAUGACGCUGUGCAUCUCCGUGCUGCUGGCGCUCACGGUCUUCCUGCUGCUCAUCUCCAAGAUCGUGCCACCCACCUCCCUCGACGUGCCGCUCAUCGGCAAGUACCUCAUGUUCACCAUGGUGCUGGUCACCUUCUCCAUCGUCACCAGCGUCUGCGUGCUCAACGUGCACCACCGCUCGCCCAGCACCCACACCAUGGCGCCCUGGGUCAAGCGCUGCUUCCUACACAAGCUGCCCUCCUUCCUCUACAUGAAGCGCCCGGGCCCCGCCAGCAGCCCGGCCAGGGCCCCCCAGCCCGGCCAGUCACGCCUGUUGAAGACUGAGGCCACCACCUCUGCUGCCUCUGCCGUGGGCCCUGCCAGCCCCUCCAGCCCGUGUGGGCACUCCAUGUACUGUGUGAGCUCUGGCUCUGCCGCUCCCAAGUCUCCCGCCCGCCCGGACUCCGGGGCUCUCCGGCUCAGGUCCUCGGGAAGGUUCCGGCAGGAUGUGCAGGAGGCCUUAGAGGGCGUCAGCUUCAUCGCGCAGCACAUGAAGAGUGACGAUCAAGACCAGAGUGUCGUUGAGGACUGGAAGUACGUGGCCAUGGUGGUCGACCGGCUGUUCCUGUGGGUCUUCGUGUUUGUGUGCAUCCUGGGCACUGUGGGGCUCUUCCUACCCCCCCUCUUCCAGACCCACACGCCUUCUGAGGGGCCCUCGCUUGUGGAGUGAGGCGCUGUGAGUGGCCAAGUGGGCAGCUUGCUUUCUUCUGGGUCAUGGCUGAUGAGGCUCUAGAUAAACAUGUGACCAUUGACCCU